Quercus robur (English oak) is the source of this 459-nucleotide messenger RNA. RefSeq lists its product as uncharacterized. Lineage: Eukaryota; Viridiplantae; Streptophyta; Magnoliopsida; Fagales; Fagaceae. Bases 1 to 459 code for a protein of 152 amino acids. The record is from RefSeq and is a predicted model, not a curated record. The transcript has a single exon.
AUGGAAGAAAGAGCCAUCAUAUGGAAUAACCUCUUUACAUUAGCGAAGUCACAUAGAAUGGCUUGGGUAAUUGCGGGGGAUUUCAAUGAACCGUUGGUGGAUGAAGAUAAAUUUGGUGGCAGAGCUGUUAGCAUAAGCAAAUCAAUGCAUUUCAAAGAGUGCCUUGAUAAGUGUAGCAUGGUUGAUUUGGGGUUCUCGGGGCCAAGGUUCACCUGGUCUAAAGGAAGAGAAUUGUCUGCUCUAAUUCAAGAGAGAAUUGACAGAUUUUUUGUGAAUCCUAGUUGGUACUCGAAUUUUCCAAAGGCAAGAGUCACCCAUCUCACUCGUUGCUAUUCAAACCACUAUCCUGUGCUUUUGGAAACAACUCCCCAUUAUCAGCAACAAUUGCCUAGGCCUUUUAGGUUUCAAAGUUACUGGCUGUCUGACCCGUCCUUCCCCUCUGUGGUCUCGGCUGCUUAG